Molecule: messenger RNA, 3324 nt
Organism: Aspergillus wentii DTO 134E9
Lineage: Eukaryota; Fungi; Ascomycota; Eurotiomycetes; Eurotiales; Aspergillaceae
Product: ribosome biosynthesis protein KRE33
Exons: 2
Coding region: 234-3251 (1005 amino acids)
Biological process (GO): rRNA acetylation involved in maturation of SSU-rRNA
Cellular component (GO): 90S preribosome; nucleolus
Molecular function (GO): tRNA binding; ATP binding; 18S rRNA cytidine N-acetyltransferase activity
Source: RefSeq, a predicted model, not a curated record
AAAAAAGUCGUCUAAGGCAGCCUUCGUUUUUUGUCCAGAAAGCCGGCCAUUAUUGCGGGUGAUUUUUGUCUCCUGUAUUGUUUCGAGGCCUGAUACCAUUUGUGGCCGUCAAUUCGUAUUGCUGGACCCUUGCGAUUGCUCAGUGGUGGUUCAGAGCUUGAAGAUAAAUUUUCGCUCGUUGCGAGCUUUCUGAGCAGUCACAGCUAAUCCCGCCUACAAAGGCAGUGGAGACAAUGCCUCGCAAGGCGAUCGAUUCCCGAAUCCCCGCGCUCAUUCGCAAUGGCGUGCAGGAGAAAAAACGAAGCUUCUUCGUCGUGGUUGGCGACCGCGCCAAGGAUGUGAUUGUGCAUCUGCACUAUAUCAUGUCAAGUGUCGAUGUCAAGCAGAACAAGUCGGUUCUUUGGGCAUACAAGAAGGAUUUGUUGGGUUUCACAAGUCACCGGAAGAAGCGUGAACAAAAGAUCAAGAAGGAAGUCAAGAGAGGAAUUAGAGAACCGAAUCAAGAGGAUCCUUUCGAGCUGUUCAUCACCCUCAACCAGAUUCGCUAUGUAUACUACAAGGAGACGGAGAAGAUUCUCGGAAAUACCUAUGGAAUGUGCAUUCUUCAAGAUUUCGAGGCCAUGACACCAAACCUGCUCGCACGAACGGUUGAGACUGUUGAAGGAGGUGGUAUGGUGAUCCUGCUCUUGAAGAGCAUGAGCAGCUUGAAGCAGUUGUAUACCUUGUCAAUGGACAUCCACUCGAGAUACAGAACAGAGGCACACGAUGAUGUGGUAGCACGCUUCAACGAGCGAUUCAUCCUGUCUCUUGGUAGCUGCGAUUCUUGCUUGGUUGUCGAUGACGAACUGAAUGUCUUGCCCAUCUCCGGAGGAAAGACCGUGAAGCCUCUUCCCCCGCCAGAGGAGAUCGAUACCACUAAUUCAGGAACAAAGAAGGAGCUGAAGGAAAUCAAGGAUAGUUUGGCAGAGACCCAGCCUGUUGGACCGUUGAUUGGAUUGUCCCGGACAACUGACCAGGCAAAGGCCCUCCUCACAUUUGUCGACGCAAUUGCCGAGAAGACUCUUAAGAGCACUGUUGCACUUACUGCUGCUAGAGGACGUGGAAAGUCGGCGGCUCUCGGUGUUGCUAUCGCGGCUGCGGUUGCUCACGGCUACAGUAACAUUUUCAUUACCUCUCCCAGCCCAGAGAACUUGAAGACUCUCUUCGAAUUCGUAUUCAAGGGCUUUGAUGCUCUCGGCUACCUUGACCACGUCGACUACACCAUCCUCCAAUCUACCAACCCCGACUUUAACAAGGCCAUCGUGAGAGUCAACAUUCACCGUCAACACCGUCAAACAAUCCAAUAUAUCCAGCCGCAGGAUGCCCAUGUCUUGGGCCAGGCAGAGCUUUUGGUCAUUGAUGAAGCUGCAGCAAUUCCAUUGCCUUUGGUCAGGAAGCUGAUGGGCCCAUACCUCGUCUUCAUGGCCUCCACUAUCAAUGGUUAUGAAGGAACGGGUCGGUCUCUCUCUCUUAAGUUGAUCCAGCAGCUCCGUGAACAGUCAAGAGGAGGUGCCAAGUCGGGUGGUGAAGAGAUUGAUGUUGCCGAUCGUGCCACUGGAAAGGCGGCGAAGAAUUCAGAGAAGGGCCUAGGUGGAAGGACUCUCAGAGAAAUCACCCUUGCCGAGCCGAUCAGAUAUGCACCUGGGGACUCUGUAGAAAAGUGGCUAAACAAGGUCCUGUGCCUUGAUGCUACACUGCCAAAGUCCAAAAUCAAUACUCAGGGCUGCCCUCACCCUUCUCAGUGCCAGCUGCUUCAAGUCAACAGAGACACUUUGUUUUCUUUCCACCCUGUUUCCGAGAAGUUUUUGCAGCAGAUGAUGGCUCUGUAUGUUGCCAGCCACUACAAGAAUACCCCGAACGACCUUCAGCUUAUGAGCGAUGCGCCAGCACACCAGCUCUUCGUUCUUGUGCCGCCCAUUGAUGAGGAGGCCACUAAGCUACCAGAGCCCCUGUGUGUCAUCCAGGUUGCGCUGGAAGGUCGUAUCAGCCGUCAAAGCGUUCUCAACAGCUUGAGCCGUGGGCAAAGAGCCGGUGGUGAUCUGAUCCCGUGGCUUGUCAGCCAGCAAUUCCAAGACGAGGAUUUCGCUGGUCUCUCGGGUGCUCGAAUUGUUCGCAUUGCGACCAACCCCGAGUACAUGAACAUGGGCUAUGGAUCUCGCGCGUUGGAAUUGCUGAUCGACUUCUUUGAAGGCAAGUUCACCAGUCUGUCGGAAGACAUGAGUGACGCACAAGAUGAGAUGGUCAGAGUCACUGAGGAAGAACUCGCCAACUCCAACCUCUUGGACGACAACAUCCAGGUUCGGGACAUCCGCACCAUGCCCCCGCUUUUCGGCAAGUUGUCUGAACGUCGUCCGGACGCUCUUGACUAUCUUGGUGUCAGUUAUGGUUUGACUCCAUCUCUGCACAAAUUCUGGAAGCGCUCUUCCUUUGCCCCGGUGUACCUCCGCCAAACACCCAACGAGUUGACUGGUGAGCAUUCUUGCGUGAUGCUACGCACCCUUGCCACUGGCUCCAACGAGGUCGGCUGGCUGGGAGCUUUCGCAAGAGACUUCCACAAGCGUUUCAACUCCUUGCUCUCUUAUCAAUUCCGGGAGUUCCCCUCUGUGCUCUCUCUCAGCAUCUGCGAGUCCGCAAAUGCAGGCGCCAAAUCCGACGCUUCCUUCUCCCCAGCCAUCCUGAAAAAGCGUGAUAUCGACGCCGCUUUCUCCCCCUUCGAUCUCAAGCGAAUUGACAGCUACGCGAACAACUUGCUCGACUACCACGUCAUUCUUGAUAUGGUCCCUACCAUCGCCGAAUACUACUUCGCUGGUCGCCUCGGCGGUAAGGUCAACCUCUCUGGCGUGCAGCAGUCCAUCCUCCUUGCCAUCGGUUUGCAACGCAAGAAGUUGGAGGACAUUGAGAAGGAAUUGAACCUUCCCUCUUCCCAGCUUCUGGCGAUGUUCCUCAAGAUCAUCCGUAAGAUGUCGACCCACUUCCGCUCUCUGGUUGAGGGUGCCGUCGCAGACACCCUCCCCGCCGAACAAAUACCAGUGGCUCCAACCACAGCCACUGCACAUGACGAGGAGGUCGACGAUCGCUUCAAGCCCUUGGAAACAAGCUUGGAUGAUGAGCUCCAAGAAGGAGGACAGAAGAUCGACGAUGAGCUUCGCGAAAAGCAAAGGGCUUUGAUUGACGCCCUUCCCUUGGACAACCUCCAGCUACGAGAUAAAUAACGGUAGUGCCGCGUGGGAGGAAGCCGAGAAGCAAGUCCGCAGUGGAAAGGGCUCAACCGUCAGCGUCAAGUCG